GGAAAGGAGGGAAGGCAUCCUGUUCCCACCCCAAACUCUCCUUUCACAUUUUUAAUCCGGUUUUAUCGAGACCUAAAGCGACGGGGGAUAUAGAAGGUUGUCUUUUUUAAAGUUUUAUUUCCUUCCUCCUUUGCCUGAGCCGGCGGCCGCCAGAGGGAGCGCGGCUCCCUCUUUUUAAACCCGCUUGGCACCGCCUCCUUCGCUUUUGCGACACAAAGAAACUUCAGCCAGCCUCCCUUGGAAGCUGUGAACUGGGCGGGCGCAGCAGCAACUCCUCUGCUAAUCAUUGCGGCGGCUUCUGCUCUCUCGCGACGUCCCUGGUUGUGUGUGUGGAGUGAGUGGGUGAGUGAGUGGGUGGGUGGCUGGGUGAGGGUUAAUUUGUUUUGCAGGGGGUUCCCAGAACUGCCCUUUGGAAACUUGAAGAAGGACGGAAGGAAGGGCUGUCAACCGGCUUCUCCAAAAGCCCUUUGGCCACCUUGACAGGCCGUUGGCAUCGCCACCCUCGGAGAUGAAGUCCAGCCUGGUGUCCUGUGCCUGGAUCUCGCUGGUGGUGCUUCUGGACUUCUUCACCCUCCGCCUGGCAUGGCAGGUGCUGCGGCCGCCCUGGGGGAGCCCGCUGGUCUUCUCCUGGGCCGUGGCAUUGCUGCGCUGCAGCAUGCUGAGCCUCUCGGCUUUUGCCACCACCUGCUGCGGGGGCCAGCCCGGGGGCCUCCGAGAUGCCCUCUUCCCCGCAGCUGCCCUGCUCAGCUUCCUGCUGCCUUGCUACACCACUUCGCAGUAUCUGCUCCGGCCCAAAGGAGGCGCCCCGGAGCUGGCGCACAGCUGGGGCAGGAUGGAUGCCUUCGCCCUCAACUAUCUCAUCGUGGGGGCAGUGGCCCUGCUGUGGCAUCACCUCGCCCCCCAGAGGCAGGGAGAAACCGAGAAGAAACCCUCCGCGUCCUUCGGCCGCCUCCUCUCCUGCAUGAGGCCAGAUCUGCUGAGGUUCGUGGCCAUCGCUGGACUCCUGGUGGCUUCUUCCUUGGGAGAGAUGGCGAUUCCGUACUACACGGGGCGUGUGACCGACUGGAUUGUCACUGAGGCCGGCUCUUCUACCUUCAAGAAAGCUCUCUUGGUGAUGUCUCUGCUAACCGUUGGCAGUGCCGUGGCAGAGUUUUUCUGUGACUGCCUCUACAACAACACCAUGAACCGGUUUCACACCCGCCUCCAGAGCAACGUCUUCAAAUCCAUCCUGCACCAGGAAAUUGGGUUCUUCCACAAUAACCGGACAGGGGACAUCACUUCCCGGAUUACCUCCGACACGGACACCAUGAGCGAGGCCCUCAGCGGGGACCUGAACCUGCUGAUGUGGUACCUCAUGCGGGCGAUCUUCCUCUACGCGUCAAUGCUGUGGCUUUCGGUUCCCUUGUCCUUGUUCAUCACGGUGCUCCUGCCCUUCAUCGUGCUGACGCCGAAGCUCAUUGGGCAAUUUCACCAGAAUCUGGCGCUGCAGGUCCAGGAGUCCUUAGCCAAGGCCAACGAAGUGGCUGAGGAGACCUUCCAAGCCAUCUCCACGGUCCGCAGCUUUGCGAACGAGGACGGGGCCGUGCGGAGCUACGAGGGCAAGCUGCAGAAAACCUACAAGCUCAGCAAGUGGGACGCCGCGGGCUACGCGGUCUCCAUGUGGUCUAGCAACUUAGCAGGCCUGGCUCUCAAACUGGGGAUUCUCAUCUACGGAGGCCGUCUUGUCACCCUGGGGAAUGUCACCAGCGGAAACCUCGUUACGUUCGUCCUCUACGAGAUGGAGUUCUCCACAGCGGUGCGGGUCCUCCUCUCCACUUAUCCCCACGUGCAAAAAGCUAUAGGUUCUUCGGAGAAGAUUUUUGAAUACAUGGACCGGACCCCGAAGAUCCGGUCUACGGGAACGCUGGCGCCCGAGGAUUUACGGGGACACGUUCUGUUGAACGACGUCUCGUUCGCCUACCCUGAUAGGGACAAUGCCCUGGUGUUGAAGGGAGUGUCCCUGGAGCUGCGCCCCGGCACAGUGACUGCCCUUGUGGGCCCUUCGGGGUCAGGAAAGACAACUGUCGUGGCCCUGCUGGAGCGGUUCUACGAGCCCCAGAGAGGUCAGGUGCUGCUGGACGGCAGAGAGCUGGGCGAAUAUCAGCACCAAUUCCUGCAUCAAAAGGUGGCGCUGGUGAGCCAGAAUCCGGUGCUCUUUGCUCGGUCGUUGCAUAGGAACAUCGCUUAUGGCUGGGAGAAUCCGAGCGAGGAGGAUGUGACGCAGGCAGCUCUGCGAGUAGGAGCCCAUGGCUUCAUUUCCAGAAUGAGAAAAGGCUACAACACAGAUGCGGGGGAAACUGGGGGGCAGAUUUCUGGGGGCCAGAGGCAGAUGAUCACCAUCGCUCGGGCUCUGAUCCGAAACCCCAAAGUGCUGAUCCUGGAUGACCCCACCAGCGCCCUCGACACAGAGUGUCAGAAGCAGGUAGAGAAGGAGAUCUACGAAGGGGCGGCUCGCAGCCAGCGCUCGGUCCUGCUAAUCUCUCACCGCCUCCACAGCGUGGAACGUGCUGAUCUCAUCCUGGUCAUGGAAGACGGGGAGAUCCAGGAGCAGGGGACCCACCUGGAGCUGAUGGAGAGGAGGGGGGCUUAUUGGCAGCUGGUGCAGAAUGGGACCAACGGGGGCAACAACGGGACCCCCAGUGUGAACAACGGGCCUCUAUAAUGGUGUCAGAAUCAACUUGGGAUCGUGGCCUAGACUGUACGGCUUUUCCCAGCACUCCCUGCUGGUGUGGCAGCGGAUGGUGGAACCUUCCCCCCCCUCACGCCAUCCACCCGCCUUAGCUAAUGCUCAAACUCCAAAGAAACACGCCGUCCACUUUCACAACCUCUCCAUAAUAACAAUAAAUAUUAACGUUUCUAUAAAUACACUCCCCAGCUCAGUCCGUGAGGGGUAAAUUCACCAGAUUCCAGCUCUUCAAGAGUUGCGUCUCUCUUCACACGUCUUUCUACAACCCGUAAGUAUUACAGAGGCUUCUAAACAGCUUAAGAGAUCUGCUUAAAUGACGUGCCAAUGAAUAUUUCCUGUGCUGCUGUCUUACAAAGGAGGCCUCAAUCCCAUGAUCCUCUCUGACUAGAUGCCUCCUUUAUGUGAUCCCAGCUGGAGAGAUGGUUGUUCUUUUUUUCUGCCCACACCAGAGAUGGCUUCUGACCCAGGGCCGGCCCUACCGUUAGAGUGAGUCAGCUGACUCAAGUGGAAAAUACUGGAGGGCAGAGAGUGGGGGUGAGGUGUCAGAGGACAAAUCUCUGUGUGCCAGGCCCGGCCUGCCCUACACUCUCCACCCACCCGCUGAACAAGCUCUGCUGCCCUUAGAUGUAUUGGAGGGCUGUCAUGUCACCAGUGUUGAAGUAAAAUUAAAUUGCCAGUACGAUAGUAUUGGGGAUGACGACAUCUUUUCCUUUGCCCCAGACAGCAAAAACUCUUGCGUUGUCCGUGUUCUGGUCCUUGCUGUCUUCUUCCCAGCUAGCUCACAUUUCUGUAAAUAUAUAGGUGCAAGGGCAAGCUGGGAUAGGGCCUUUUCUUUUGUGGCCCCCCACUUCUGCAACUCAUACCCCUCCCUUCUCUGUUUAUCUUUUUAGUACUGGGGGAAGGACCUUUUUUUAAAAAAAAAUAUCACCCAGACUUUUUAGAACAUUAUGGAAUUCGCUACCACAAGAUGUAGUGAUGGCCACCAAUCUGGACGGCUUUAAAAGGGGGUUGGAUCAAUUCCUGGAGGAGGAGAAGGCUGUCAAUGGCUAUGAGCCCUGAUGGUUAUGUGCUACCUCCAGUAUCUGAGACAAUAAGACUAUAUACACCAGUUGCUGGGGAACAUGGGUGGGAGGGUGCUGUUGCACCGUGUCCUGCUUGUUCAUCCCUGGCCGAUGGCUGGUGGACCGCUGUGUGAACAGAGUGCUGGACAAGAUGGACCCUCAGACUGAUCCAGUAUGGCACAUCUUAUGCUCUUAACAUUGUCUUUCUUUGUACUGUAUAAACCUUUGGGGCUGCAUUUUCUUUCAAAGUCUGUAAAUCACUUUGGAUGACCUGCAUCUGAAAAAGCAGAGUGUAAAUGCUUAAAUUUAAUUAAUUAAUUUAAAUGUGUUCAUCAUGCCUGCAAGCUGGAGCUGAGAGAAAACCAAAGAUCCCAAUAUCUUAGGAUGCCUCCAUAACCUCUUGAAAAUCACUGGAGCUCUCCCCCUUCCCCCCCAUAAAAAUUGCAGGGGCAGAGCUAAGGGGACAAUGGUCUCUGCUCUGAAGCACGUGCACCUGUCUUCACAUGGGUAUUCUUACGAGCACAUUCCGUUCUGUAUUUCCGUGAAACGUAGAGGCAUCCCCUAAAACGCAGAGGGACUCCCAACACUCUGCCCAUGCGGGGAGUGGGUGUGCCAAAAAGCUGUAUAUUUCAGAGGUUCUGUGAACUUAUUUUAGACUUUCUUGUACAGGUCCAAGGCAACUGCUAGAAAUGUUGAGGCGUCUCCAGGCUUUGUUUGGGUUUUGUUGUCAUUGAAGAAAACAAAUGUUGUCUAGGUUUCCUUCUUUUUUUUAGUAUGUCUAUAAAUUAAGUUAAAACAACUUAAAA
Molecule: messenger RNA, 4592 nt
Organism: Elgaria multicarinata webbii
Lineage: Eukaryota; Metazoa; Chordata; Lepidosauria; Squamata; Anguidae
Gene: TAP1
Product: transporter 1, ATP binding cassette subfamily B member
Exons: 11
Coding region: 509-2701 (730 amino acids)
Biological process (GO): oligopeptide export from mitochondrion
Cellular component (GO): mitochondrial inner membrane
Molecular function (GO): ATP hydrolysis activity; ATP binding; ABC-type oligopeptide transporter activity
Source: RefSeq, a predicted model, not a curated record